Malassezia sympodialis ATCC 42132 is the source of this 2355-nucleotide messenger RNA. The record is from the annotation of a RefSeq genome assembly. NCBI's taxonomy places the organism in Eukaryota, Fungi, Basidiomycota, Malasseziomycetes, Malasseziales, Malasseziaceae.
AUGUACCAAAGCCCUUUAAAGCUUUACCAGUGCCCUCAAACACACGUUUCUUUCAAAUUUCCGCUCGCACUUUUGCCACCCCAGGAAACGACAGGUCUGAUCGUGACGAUAAGGACAAAGAGUUCCAUGAAUCAAUCAAUCGUGGCCUUAGGGAGGCAAAGGAAGACUAACCCGGACGAUGUUCCUGAAGAGUUGAAACAGUUCUUUAACCGCGAAAAGAAACACUCAGCUCCUCAGAACAAAUCUGAGGAUGGCGAUUCGAAGGAUUCAACUCCUCGGAAAGACAAGAAGCAAGGUUUUGGAUUCUCUGGGAACAACAACCAGAAUAACAACAACCAAAACAACAAUGACAUGCGUGCAAAUAUGAACAUGUUGAUUGCUACAAUUAUAUCAACUUACAUUUUGUACCGCUUUACUUCGCCGGAAUCUUCAUCCAGGGAGAUUACUUGGCAAGAAUUCCGCUCAGCAUUUUUAGACCGUGGACUUGUCGAACGUCUCGUUGUGGUAAACCGUGCCAAGGUCAAUGUGUAUCUUCACAGCAAUGCGACUGGUGGUUCCUAUUCGGGCCAACCGGGUGCUUUAUUGGGCACGCCACAGUACUGGUUCAGUGUUGGAAGCGUCGAAGCUUUCGAGCGUAACCUCGAAGAUGCUCAACGUGAGCUUGGUAUUCCUUCAAACGAGCGUAUACCUGUGGCAUACCAUGAAUCGAUCAGUAUGGCUUCGACGUUACUGCACUUUGCGCCUACUCUAAUUAUUGCAGGCUUGCUAUUCUACCUUACCCGUCGCGCUGCAGGUGGCGGUAUGGGUGGUGGCGGCGGCGGACCAGGUGGUAUAUUCGGUAUUGGCAAGAGUCGCGCUAAACUGUUCAACCAGGAAACUGAUGUCAAAGUAAAGUUUGAAAAUGUUGCCGGUAUGGAUGAAGCCAAGCAGGAAAUUAUGGAAUUCGUGAGCUUUUUGAAAAAUCCAGAGCGUUAUGAGCGUCUGGGUGCGAAAAUCCCUCGUGGUGCCAUCCUCAGUGGACCCCCCGGUACAGGCAAAACGCUAGUUGCAAAGGCUACUGCAGGUGAAGCAGGUGUUCCAUUCUUGUCCGUAUCUGGAUCUGAAUUUGUGGAAAUGUUUGUUGGUGUUGGUCCAUCUCGCGUGCGUGAUAUGUUUGCAACGGCCAAGAAAAUGGCACCGUGUAUCAUCUUCGUGGACGAAAUCGAUGCGAUUGGCAAAUCACGUGGAAAGGGCGGUAAUUUUGGAGGCAAUGAUGAACGUGAGAGUACGCUCAAUGAGCUACUUGUCCAGAUGGAUGGUUUUGGCACCAACGAACAUGUUGUUGUACUUGCAGGUACUAAUCGGCCUGACGUGCUCGAUCCAGCGCUGAUGCGCCCGGGUCGUUUUGACCGUCACAUUGCCAUUGAUCGCCCUGACAUCAGUGGACGUCGCGCCAUUUUCCAUGUGCAUCUCAAGCCACUUAAGCUCCGGGAGGACGUCGACACGGAUCUUCUUGCUGAAAAGCUUAGCACGCUCACCCCGGGAUUCAGUGGUGCCGACGUUGCUAAUGUGUGCAAUGAAGCCGCUCUCAUUGCUGCACGUGCCGAAGCACCUUCCAUCGAUGAGCAUCACUUUGAGUUGGCCAUUGAACGUGUGAUUGCAGGACUGGAGCGCAAGUCACGCGUCCUCAGCCCAGAGGAAAAAACUACGGUCGCGUACCACGAAGCUGGUCACGCCGUUUGUGGCUGGUUCCUGGAACACGCUGACCCUCUCCUGAAGGUGUCUAUCAUCCCGCGUGGUGUUGGCGCUCUGGGAUAUGCGCAAUACCUUCCAAAAGAACGUUUCCUCUUCAGUACCGAGCAGCUUCUUGACCGCAUGUGUAUGACGCUUGGUGGUCGGGUUGCUGAAGAGAUUUUCUUCGGACGCAUCACUACCGGAGCGCAAGAUGAUCUCUCCAAGAUUACCCGUAUGGCCUUUGAGAUUUGUGCAUCUUACGGUAUGAAUGACAAGCUUGGUCCUGUGUCGUACCGUACAGACCAAGAGUCGAUGCACAAACCUUAUUCUGAGCGUACCGGUGAAUUGUUGGAUGAGCAAGUGCGCGCCAUGGUAAUGGAAGCACAUGCUCGUACUACAAAUCUUUUGACGGAACAUCGCGAAGAUGUGGAAAAAGUUGCGAAGCUCUUGCUCGAAAGGGAAGUUAUAACUCGUGAGGAUAUGACGAAUCUGCUUGGCAAGCGACCUUUCAAACAGGCUGACGAAGCGGAUGAAUAUCUUGACAAGAAAGGACGUCUUCGGAAAGAACAACCUGGUCCUUCCGAGACUUUGCAUCCUGACCCUAAGCUGGCUUCUUCCAGGAGCGACGUGCCUCCUCCGUAA